Messenger RNA from Sceloporus undulatus (fence lizard), 7584 nucleotides. RefSeq names its product GPRIN family member 3 (gene GPRIN3). Gene Ontology annotation, biological process: neuron projection development. Gene Ontology annotation, cellular component: plasma membrane. The record is from RefSeq and is a predicted model, not a curated record. The transcript is spliced from 2 exons. Bases 206 to 2566 code for a protein of 786 amino acids. Lineage: Eukaryota; Metazoa; Chordata; Lepidosauria; Squamata; Phrynosomatidae.
ACUCCCAGCUCCUGUGGACAACUCGCCCAACUUCAGAUCUUGCUGCCAUCAAUGUAGAAUAAUCUGCUUGCUUCCUCCAAAUCGAUCAGGCAGACCAGUUGUAAGGAAGAGCCAUUCAUUGCUGUACUGCAGCCCCCAUCAGCCCGUUUUGUCCAGAAAUCAGAUCAACACCACGUGAAACUGACUGGAGCUUGUUACAUCAUUCAUGUCCAUGGGGACUGUACCAGAUCCCCUGAGGUCUGCGAAGCUUUCAUUGAUCACUGUGUCUGAGGAGAAGAAUGGUCUAGGAGAGCUGCCAUCCUCUAAAUGCCAGCACAAGCAAGCAAGCAUAGAGAGAAACAGCAAUGGAUAUCCUUUUAGUGCCAAAGUGCAGCCCACUGGAGAGCAGCUGUCUGAAGUGAACUGUGUGGCAGAAGCCAGUGUUCCGAGGGUUGAGCAGCCUUGUGAAUAUGACACUAGCCACACAAGCAUGUCUUCUCCUGGGUCCCUCAACCCAUCCAAAGAAGGCUGCCUAGCAACUCUGGAGAUAGUGAAUAAAACUAAGCAGGGGGCCAGCAAUGAUUCCAAAGGUCAGAUCUUAGUGCAAAGCCCUAGUUUGGAGCAUGCUACACUCAAAGCACCUGUGACUCAAGAGGCCAAAGAUGUUGGUCAGAGUCAUGGUGGAGAACUCCUCUGUAGUGCAACUGAUAAAGUAAGCUCUCCAUCUGAAGUAGGUGCUAGCAUUGUGAAGAGUAAACCCCAUGAUCCACUUUCUCUCCCUUAUGUUCAUCCAGAUACUCAGCAAGACACUCCAGCAGUAAAGGAAAUCGUGGACAGAAGGUUUGGUUCCAAGAAAAAUGGAGCCUCAGCUUCAGCAAAGGUGUUGGAACCAGUUUCUAAUCUUGGGCUGAAGACUUCUGUUUGCUUGGAUGCAACACUGAUGGAUACAAAUUCCCACCCAAAUCCCAGGACUGUGCCAGAAUCUGUACCCAAAUCCAAAUCUGAGAAUACAUCACAGCCAUCAUUCAGUAAUGAGACUACAUUGGAGACUAUUCCAGAGCUUUCCAAGUUCACAGACAGAGGUACAAUGACAGUUCAGCCUGGUGGCAGGUCAGCAAAUGAAGAUGAUGUAAGCAAGACCUGUCAAGAUGCUGAGGUUCAGGCAGUAGCUAGCAUGGAAAGCAAAUCAGCUUCUACUAGUCCAAGUAUCUUUGCUGCCUUCCUAAAAGAAAACAUGCUUUCUGAGGCAAAACAGAACCAAGACCAGUUGCACAUUAUUUACACGGGAGCCAAUGGGAAGGAACAAUCCAAAAUUGUUGACAACUUUGCCCAAAAAGCCCCAUCCACUGGCAUCAUGCCUGAAGUGCAUAUUCAGGCACCAGCUGCAGCAAAGAAGAAGCUGGAAGCUCAAGUUGUCAAACCUCAAGAUGGUCUAUCAGGAAUAAUGGAUGCAGUCCAUUCUGCUUCAUUGGACAAGGCAGAGCAUCCAUGCCCGCUGGCAUCUGGUCAUACUCCAAAAAUGUCAGUCAAGGGGAUGGAAGUGGAAACAGCAGGAGUAGCUAGAUAUCACAGUAGCCUUCCUCAGCAAAUGGUGGACAGUUCAGUUUUACAGAUAAGGCCUGUUUACCAGAUUUCUGUUCACACCAGUAGUCAGCCUUUGGCCUCCUCACACCCUAUGAACAUUGGAACCACACUACCUCUGUGUUCUGCUUUACCAGAAGUCAAAAGCAAACAUCAUCAUAUUGGAAUCUCUGCAACAGAAGGUCAAGCAACAUCUCUGUCUUGCCACAAAGGGCCUGAAGAGGUUAAGACCCUACCCAGCACAGCUGGUGUUCAUGACAGCAGACAGGGAGAGCAGCUGCAAAUCAAGACUGUUAGUGACUUGGUGACAGGCCUGUCUAGUUUCCAUGUUGAUGCAAAACCAAAUAAGGAGGACAACAUUGUCCACCCUGAUCCUAAAGGACAGGAGAUGAGUAAGACAACAGCUACGGCAGUGGCUCCUGCUAGGUCCCAAGCAACAUGCCCUCCAUUUGCAGCCCAGAAAGAACAAGGCAGGUUUGGAGGCACUCCCAAAGAGACAGAAACAUUGGGCAGUCAUAGUCUUGCUGUUGAGUUGGAGUCUAAAUUGAGCAGCAAUUCUGCCCAGGAUCUAGAGAUUAAAAACAAUGAAAUGAGGAAGGGUCCAAAGCUUUCCCUAGCAGAAGCUCCUGCUUCCAUCCAGCCUAUGACAAGCCUUUGCGAAAAGAAGAAAGAAUCCAAAUCUGAGGCUAAAGUGCAUCUGAAGCAAUCCAAGCAUGUCAGAGAUGUGGUAUGGGAUGAACAGGGCAUGACCUGGGAGGUUUAUGGAGCAUCCCUUGAUCCAGAAUCUCUGGGGAUUGCUAUCCAGAAUCAUUUGCAGAGACAGAUCAGAGAACACGAGAAACUGAUAAAGGCCCAAAACACCCAGACUCGUAAAUCCAUUUCUUCGGAUACAUCUUCAAAUAAAAAACUCAAAGGGAGGCAACACAAUGUUUUCCAAUCCGUAUUGCAGAAUUUCCGGCGCCCAAAUUGCUGCGUUCGCCCUGCUGCUUCUUCUGUGUUGGAUUGAAAGAGUUGGGGAUAUGGGUUGGAAGGUAGCCAUGUGUAUAUGUGUAAACAGAAAUCCUUAGAAAAUAAGUCCCAAAGUUCAGCUUUAUUGUUUGAGUUUCUAAUGCAAUGACUGAACAGGAGGGGGCUAUAGUGACUACAUAUUUUAUUCCCAGUAGUCAUCCAGUCUUAUAUAUCUGAUAUGUUGCAAAAUGGCACAAGUAGCUUUGAUUUUUGCCUAGACAUGCUUGGCCCCAAUAGCUGCCAGAAUAAAAUAUAAGCACUUAAUGAAGCACAAUUAAAAAUUGCCAAUUUACUGUAACAGCCCAUGGCAGCUUGAAAGACAGAAGAAAGGGAGGGCAUCAGACCAUUUAAACAUUAUUUAUGUAUGACUAGAUCUUGCACAGAAAGUUUUUAAUAAUGUUGGUAAUGAAAACUUCAGCAGCCCUUCAAUAAUGUAGUAAAUAUUCCCAAACAGAGGGAAAUAUAUAUGUGUACAUGUGUAUAUUCAAAGUACCUAUGUUGGAUUGAUUUUGAAAAGGAGUGGCUUUUCUUAGAUUUAUUAACUCUGUGAGAAAUCUUUAUAGAGUUGUGUGCAAGCUCUCUUAUUUAUUCCAGUAGAAUAAAAUUCCAAUACCAGGCCUACCCAGAGGAGGCAUUUCAGAGACAAUUUGUCUUCUUGCUUCACACGUUGAAGAGAGUUGGGACUUUUGUGCUAAUAAUCUGUACAAAAUACAGAGUUACAUUGUGCCGAAAAAGCCUCUGGCAGCCCUGUCACAAUAAAGGUGCUUAGGACUGGAGUGUGAGGGACUUCAGAUAUGACAACUGUAACAAAUUUCAGUGAGUGCCAGAUGUCCUUUCAGCAUUUUGGGACUCCGGUGUGAGAUUUUGACUGUUAUUUGUUUACUGGUGUGUUUUGUUUUUCUGUGGGUGAUGUUUUGAAAUGCUUUUUUUUUUUUUUUUUUUUGAGAUUUUACUUCCAUACCAUGUAGUAGUAGAGAAGGAAGGAAAGUAGAGAGGGUUCAGAACAUUGUGUAGUCCUUUUAAAAAGUAUGUUCAUGCUGCACAAAGAUAUCUCCACCUGUAAAGUAGGAAGCAACAGAAUGUUGCCUGAGGCAAAAGCUUUGUGUUUUCACUAACUGCUGACUACCCAUCUUGGUGCAGGGAGGAAAUCCUUUUGACAGAAAUGUGUUAAUAUUACUUUGAUUCAUGAAGCCAUGGAUUGCUUACCAUGCAGAAUCUUUAUUUUAUGCAUUUUAUGGAGGUAAAACGUUAACCACAUAUCCUAGAGCAGGAGAUGGGGAACUUCUAGCCUGUAAGGUGAUGUUGGAGCACAAUACCUAUCAUUAUUGAUCUUGAGUUUGGUGAGAAUUAGAAUCUAACUACUCUUAGAAGGUCACUAGCCCCUAAUCCAGUGUAAUGUGGUUACAGCUCCCAAGAGAGCAGUUGCAGAGAAGCUAAGAGGAGUUACCCAAGCAGAUAUGUGCUGCUGUGUCUCCAGUGUGUCCUUUUUUGACUCAAAUGGCAAGCCAUGACCAUACAAUCACUGCCAUCCUAGAAGUUGUGCCUUGACCUUUGUGUCGAUUGUUAUGUUAAAGAACAACUCUCUCAAAUGUUGUUUUUUUCCUGCAGAUCACAUAGAUCAGGCUUGGGGAACAUAAGUUCCCCCAUGAGUUUGUUGGACUGCAGCUCCCAUUGUCAUAGGCAGUGGGUAAGGGAUCAUUGGAGUUACACUCCAACAAUCUCUAACCAUGUGUUCCCUAUUCCUGUCAUAAAUAAACUGGGGAGUAAAUAUACCUCCUUCUGAUCUCACCAGCUGUAUCCAGAGUGACUCCUUAACACAUAGUCAAAAAAGAGGAAAUGCAUCAGCAAAAAAAGAGGAAAAGAGAGAAAGUAUUUGCAUAUUUAUACGUAUACGUGCCAAUUUUGAAAUAAUUGUUAUUCUCAUGAGAUAUGAUCUAUGUCACUUGAUUGAGAACAAUGUGGCCAGAUGACCUUUGCACCUCUUCAUAGUUGCUAAUGGUGUGCAGGUUCCCUCACUGUUUUCCCUUCUUACAAGUCUUUUAUCUUUUGUCUGGGAUUCAACUGUACAGACUUUAGGAUGAACUUAGCCUCUUGUGAAGUGAGUCACAUAGCCAAACUCUGUACAUGUAUAUAAUUCACGGCCUAGGGUUUCUUUAGGCAAGGAAUAAUCAGAGGUGGUUUACCAUUAUCCUUUCUCUGAAAUCUAGCCUCCUAAGUGCACGAUAUUCCUUGGCGGUGCCCCAUCCAAGCACUAACCAGGCUUGACCCUGCUUUGCUUUCAGAAUCAGAUAGAAUCUGCUUCCUUCAGAGCCACAAUAGCCAAGCUACCUCUUUCUUUCCACUUCCCCAGAAGAGUGUACUUUAAAAAAAAACACACUACAAUCCCUAGAAUCCCUCAGCCAGGGCAGUCCCUGGCUUUCAUGGCUGGGGGAGUCCAGAAAUUGUAGUCUUAUAAGUAACUCUUCCAGGUUUGAGGGGCAUCCUUCCUGACAUUAUCUUAAUAAAGGGAAGGAGAGGGAUUUUUGUCCAGAAAAAGGGGCUGAAAAAGUGAUGUAAAGUACAUAACCUUUUAAAAUACUGCUUUCUUGAGAGCCCACCUCAAACCAGCUCCCCAAACCUCCUGCAAGUUACUUCCAGGUGUUAUAAUUUCCAAAUUAGCAAAAAUGGUGGCAUUGUUAGCCAGCUGUGGCCAAUGUUGGCCAGCUCAGAGUGUGCCCACUCCUGACUUAAUGGCAUGGAGCCCAUGAUUGCAUUCUUCGUGUAUCACCCCAUUAAACACUCCAGGGCAGGUUAGAAGAGACCACAGUAUAGUUGCUAUCCAAACUAGGUUUGUCCUUUUUUCUGGCAGGGAUGAUUGCUAGUUCCUCAUGUGCAAUCAGGGAAAAGACAGAUCCUUUAGAGUAAAGGGAGUGUAGUGCUCUUGAGAUGUUGUACUAAAGCUUCUAUUAACCCCAGUCAACAUGCCCAGUCAUGUUGGGUUUAUACUCCAAAAGAUCUGUACCCCUGCUUCACAGGUAGCUAUGCCAGCAAGUGAACAUUAGAAAAGAAUCCUAAGUGCCCCUUGGAAAGGCUUAGACAUGUUUCCAAUGUCAUACAGAUACUCAGUGGCCCAGUUUUGUGCACCUUUGCACUUUUACUAACAUUGACCAUUAAAAAAGAAAGAAAGGAAAGGAAAUCAAUUCUAAAUUAUUCCCCCUUUCUGCAGACUGGGGGUGGUACCCAGCAGGAAAAGUACAGUAGAUUAAUUGGUUUAUAACCAUGGUUGUGUAACUGACACUUUAUAGAUCUGCAAGCAUGACUUAAGGAGGGAAAAAGAGGGAAGAGAAAUCAGAGCCUCCAAAUGGUUGUCCAACCUUGUCUUUUCACUUCAGAAAAGUCCCAAGGAGGAGGACAAUGUCAAUGAUCCAAGCAGAAAAGCCAAUGAUAAGGGUUGUGUAGAAAUCCUUGCUCAAGCUCAGAUACAGAUAAAAGACUUAAGCAGCCAACCAGAAUCUGUUCACAAUAAGGUAGGACAGAUUUCAGGAGCAAAAUCCAGAUUUCCUGGACAAUGCACAAACAGACGUUUAACAUUCAUGGCAGAAUCAUGAGGUAUAAAAAAAGCAUGGAGCCACUAUUUGAAAUAACAGCCACAUGUUGAAUUUAGGGCUAGUCCAAAAAAAUAUUUUUGCUGCCUGAAGCAGAGCAACAAAUUGUGUUUAGCACUCAAGUUAGCCAAGUUAUUUUGACAUAGGACUCAGAAAAUCCACACAUGUCUUUUCUUGCAGGGAUAUAGCCGGGGGGGGGGGGCAGCCCCCCCCUUCCAUUAGAUACAAUGAAUGGUGCGUGCUGCCGCACCGCCCCACCCAAGCCCCAUUAUAAUGGUGGCACUUCGUCUGGACCCCCUCCUUCCCAAAAUCCUGGCAACGUCCCUGCUUCUUGUUUGCAGUAACAGUACAACAUCAACACCUUUAACACUGAAAUGUUUUCUGUCUCUUCAGAAUAUUCAAAAUCUGCUACCUGUUUCAGUCAUUUCACUUUGUCUAAUGACAGAAUCCAGAGAUAGCACAAAAAUAGCACAAAACUAUCACUGCUCUAUUACUCCACCAAGCUCAGUUUCCUAAUGUUGGGAAACACAUUUUUAACCCUGGGAAUAGUUACAAAUAUUUAUUCCAUCCCUAAUAGAGCCAGUCUUGCUUGCCCUCUUUCUCCUUUCAAAUUGUGUAUUUCUUCACUUUCAUUCCACCUAAUUUGUUUCCAAGGUUGCAGAAAUGUAUAGUAUUGUGCUGUCAAGAAACAAGAGAAGUAUUGUCCAUAUUACAGAGAGGGAGGAGAUCCCAACAUAACUUCUGCUGUGACUAAAAAUGGAAAUUGACGUAGUUUUGUUAUCAUAUACAGUUCCACUUUUCACUUCCUAAAUUUACCUCCAUGACAGGGUUUAUUUAAAGGACUAGUUUCAAUUCUGAUAUUAUUUUGUAAAGUUUCAAACGCACACAUUGUAGUUAGUUGCCAUUAUAGCUGGAAUUUUUUAAAACUGCUGUUUUCCUAUUUCUCAAAAGUCACAAAACUAGUUGUGCUUGGUUUUUGUUUUGUUUUUUUGUUUUGUUUUGUUUUGUUUUUCAGAUUAAAAAAUAAUUAAAUGUUACAGGCUAAGAAGCAGGAAACUGUAGAUUAUUCAAGAGACAGUUUUCAGCUUCCAUGACCUUCCCAAGGAUCAGUCUCCAGUUCAAGCAAAACUACAUGGAACUAGGAGUGGAUUUUCGGAGAAGCAGGGAAGCCUAACAACCCUCAAAAUGACCAAACUGUUACUCCUAGAAGCCUCCAGGAAAGGCAAAACAACUUUGGGAAGUUGAAUAAUGUGGGUUAAUAAGACAGAUUAUCAAUGGAGCAAUUGCCCAGGCUCUUAUAGGGAGAGGGCCAGUGCUGGAAGAAAAAGGCAUACAGUGGAUCCUUAGUAUCUGCUGGGAUUUGGUUCGAAGAUCCCCCACGGAUACCAAAAUCCGUGGAUGCUUAUAUACAAUGGCAUCAUAAAAUGGUAUC